AUGUGCGACGGCGCGUGGAAGCCGACGGCGCACGGCCACAGAAGACCUCCGCGCACCCGGACGUACGCCCGCGACGUCUCCCCGCUGAGCAGCGAGAGCGGCGGCGCGGCACCUAAGUGGCGAGUGGGGGGGUGGGUGGGGGGUUUGUACGUCAAACUCAAGGAGGUCGGCAUGGACGGCCGAGGGACCCUCAAGAUGUUCGCGCGCAAGAAGCGGGAACUUAUCAAGACGCCGUCUAUCUCCAAGAAAAGUCGAAGCGGAAGCCCCGGACCGCCCAAUACGAUAACGUUUUGUCCAAGCGCCGGUAACAGGGAUGUGGCCAAUUGUGCUUGUCUGACCAUGCUGAAGCCAGGACACAAACGCAGCUACAAGCCCUAUUCCAUCAGCUUGCGGGCUAAGAAAGUGGACUCCAAGGGCAAGGAGCGAUUGGAUGUAUGGCUCAAACAGCUGUCCAUCCUACAGGAGCUGCCUCAGAAAGAUGGCGGCGACACCACUCUUUCCUCUUCACCCAGCUUCUCGUCCUCAUCCUUGCUCACCCCGUCCUCCACGAGUCUCCAGGACCCCUCCCUUUCCUGCCCAGGCACCCCUAGCCCCCAGCACGGCAAGAUGGCACCUGGUGUGUCAUACUCCACCGCCACACACAGGCGGCCGACCACCCUGAGCCGACACGCCAGCGCGGCGGGUUUGACUUUGCAGUCGUGGGUGUUCACAAGAGGCCACGCCAAAGGAGCAAUGGCAUCGACACCACCUUCUUCCGAUGGCCCCGAAGGCACCGCCAUCGAGGUGGAGGACAUCCCGGCCCUGCUCAGGGAUGUGGCGCGUUUCGCAGAGGCCGUGGAGAAGCUGAAGGACGUGGUGAUGCUCGCUGAAGGUACAGAGAAUCAGCGCCCCGUUGCCCAUGAGUGCUUAGGGGAGGUUCUGCGUGUGUUGCGGCAGGUCAUCAACACGUACCCCUUCCUCAACACAGUGGAGAUUCUCACCGCUGCCGGCAAACUCAUAGCCAAAGUCAAAAGUUUCCACUAUGAGGCAUGCAACGACUCGGACAAAAAGGACUUUGAGAAAGCCAUCGAGACCAUCGCAGUGGCCUUCAGCAGCAAUGUGUCUGAGCUGCUGAUGGGCGAGGUGGACAGCAGUACUCUGCUAUCGUUGCUGCCUACGGAGAAGAGCCGAUCCAUGGAGAAUCUGUACGGCGCUGCAGGCCAGGACGGCGCUCAUCAAGGGAGCUGCUCUGAUGACUUUGGCAAUGUUGAGGCAGUGGAUGUGAUGCUCCAGCGCAGCGAAGGCGGCGUUGACUCCGCUCUGCUCUACGCCAAAACUAUCGCCAAGUAUAUGAAAGAUCUCAUCAGUUACGUGGAGAAGAGAAUCUCACUGGAGAUGGAAUUCUCCAAAGGUAUUCAGAGAUUGUACCAAUCCAGCAAACACAGCAUCACACACCCCCACAUGCCCCUCUUCUCCAUCUACUCUCUGGCUCUGGAGCAAGACCAAGAGCUGAGUACAGGCCUCCAGCAGGGCAGCGCCACCCUGCUCCAGACUUUUAUCCAGCCACUGGUGCAGCGCAAGCAGGAGCACGAGAAGCGGCGGAAAGAAAUCAAAGAUCACUGGAUUCGGGCAAAGAGAAAACUAAUGGACUGUGAGGCCAACCUUCGCAAAGCCAAGCAAGGCUACAUGGCACGCUGCGAGGACCACAAGGCCAAAGCGGCCGCGAGCCGAGCCGAGGAGGAGGGGGCGGGAGCCAAUGCAAAGUCCCUGGACAAGAAGAAGCGCUUGGAGGAAGACGCUCGGAACAAGGCAGAGGAAGCGGAGUCGAUUUAUAGGACAUGCAUCGCUGAUGCCACGUCUCAGAUGGUGGAGCUGGAAGACACCAAGGUCACCAUGCUCAGGCAACUGCACGACCUCAUCAAGCAGAGCGACCAGACGCUGCGCUCGGCCACCAUCUCGUACUACCAGCUCAUGCACAUGCAGACGGUGGCGCUGCCCGUCUGCUACCAGACUCUAUGCGAGAGCAGCAAGUUGUACGACCCGGGCCAACAAUACGCUGCCCACGUGCGAGAUCUGCAGCUGCCCGACCAGCCCCCAGUCUCCUACGCAUUCGAACCCUACAUCCCCUCCGGCGCGACAUCACACCCCAGUCUCAGAUUGAGGAACGACAGCUUCACCACAGAGCAGACGAGCCCUUCGGACGUCCCAACAGCUGUGGAUGCAGAGCGCCAUACCAGGCAGGGUCACAAAUCGUGGGGCUCCACGGUGAGUGACGACAGCGUGGGAGGAGACGGCGCCUUGGAGUCUCCAGUUGCCAGCAACAGUGAGCCAAUCACAUAAUGUGUUAUUUUAAUUGCCGACAUCAGCAAAAUUACCCGUACGUCAUCCACCGGGACAGUGUCGUCCAAUGAGGACGUGGAAGAAAAAGAUGGGAAUGUGGCUUCAUUUGAAACUCCAAACAUGAAUGGCAUGGAUCCUGAUGUGGUCUCUACCAGACCUUUCCGGAACGUGGGCCUGUCCAAAGCUGCGCAAACACACCGUCUGAGGAAGCUGCGGACUCCCGCUAAGUGCCGUGAGUGUGACAGCUACGUGUACUUCCAGGGCGCUGAGUGUGAGGAGUGCUUCCUGGCUUGUCACAAACGCUGCUUGGAGACACUGGCCAUCCAGUGCGGCCACAAGAAGCUGCAGGGCCGCCUGCAACUCUUCGGCAGGGAGUUUUCUCAAGUAGCCAGUUGUGCCAGUGACGGCAUCCCCUUCAUUAUUACAAAGUGCAUCACGGAGAUAGAGAGGCGAGCGCUGAAGAUGAAGGGAAUCUACCGGGUGAAUGGCGUGAAGACGCGCGUGGAGAAGCUGUGUCAGGCUUUUGAGAAUGGCAAAGAGCUGGUAGAGCUGUCGCAAUGUUCUCCGCACGACAUCAGCAAUGUGCUCAAGCUCUACUUGAGACAGUUGCCAGAGCCCAUCCUGCCAUUCCACCUUUACAACAGUCUGGUGGGUUCAGCCAAGGAGAGCGCUCAGGCCGACACCGAAGAUCCCGACGGCUCCUCUGCGACGGGCAGAGGGGCUCAGCUGGUAGACCUCGGCGCCGAAACCGAGCCGGAGACGCUGGUGCUGGUGGAUAAACUGAAGGAGCUUCUGAAGGAGCUGCCCAAAGCCAACAUGGCCACCUUACGAUACCUGAUUCGCCAUCUGCGUCGGAUCGCCGAGCUAGAGGAGGACAACAAAAUGAGUCCCGGUAACUUGGGGAUCGUGUUCGGGCCUUCGUUGAUGCGUCCUCGCCCCACGGGGGCCACCGUGUCACUCUCUUCGCUGGUGGACUACCCCCACCAGGCCCGUGUGGUGGAGGCACUCAUCGUCUUCUAUACCACCAUCUUUCAAUCCAAGAGCUCCCAGAGUCUCAAGACUUGCCGCUCGGCCUCCUCUUCCGCUCGACUGGUUCAGGCCCUCAGUGAAGACGUUACGAGCAGUUCCGCAGAUGGCGAGGAAGAUGUGGGCUCGCACAGGAAGAGCAAGUCCGAGUCGGACAAAAUGGAUGAAGGCUGUGGCUCCAUGGGCUCUAGCGAGCAGCUCCCAGACUCUGACUCCGAGCAGGACGAGAGCACCAAGCCGGGAGGCGACGAGGCGGAGGAUGACGAGGAGCAGCUGAGCUACAGGGACAGCCCAGAGCCGGACGUGAGUCCUCCGUCGCCUCCCGUUGGACACCCUUCAGAUGAGGGGGAUGCGAGCGGAGCCCAGGGCAGUCUAAUCACAUCCUUGGCUGAGCUGAACAUCAACCAGUCCAACAAUUAUUACUACUGCUCACCACUGUCAGGUCGCUCCAGAGUCCUGCUGCGCCUGUGCAGCAAGAAGUUGGCGCUGAGCAGAAACCGAGCCAGCAUGCCCGAAUUUGUCUAA
Messenger RNA from Nerophis lumbriciformis (worm pipefish), 3870 nucleotides. The record is from RefSeq and is a predicted model, not a curated record. Lineage: Eukaryota; Metazoa; Chordata; Actinopteri; Syngnathiformes; Syngnathidae.